This is a messenger RNA of Neodiprion fabricii, 1179 nucleotides long. RefSeq lists its product as uncharacterized. Gene Ontology annotation, cellular component: membrane. NCBI's taxonomy places the organism in Eukaryota, Metazoa, Arthropoda, Insecta, Hymenoptera, Diprionidae. The coding region runs from base 50 to 949 and encodes 299 amino acids. Gene Ontology annotation, molecular function: ligand-gated monoatomic ion channel activity. The record is from RefSeq and is a predicted model, not a curated record. The transcript is spliced from 2 exons.
AUGUCAUUCUAGCAGACUUAAUCCUAGCUGAGGCUCGUCAAAUUCUGUAAUGUCGAGCCGAUUGAUGCAGGAUUCAUCAACGUGGAUUCUCCCUCGCCGGGGCAAGAGUUACGGAUUGGAAGGCAUGAUCAGUAGAUUCUCGCCUGCUUUGUGGGGAAGCACAGGAGUAGCCAUGCUCGUAGUUGCGGUCACGUUGAUGGCAGCCGGAAACCGACACUGGGCUCUGAAUGUCUGGGGCAGCGUUUGGGAGCAGUCGGCUGACCGCUUGCCCCGGAAUACCCGUGUCAUCUGGAUCUUGUGGUUACUUCUGUGUCUUCAUUUGGCAGCCGCUUACAGAACUGCACUCGUCAGUCUUUUGACAAAUCCCCUGAUACACCAGAUAAACAGUGUAGAGGAACUCGUUGAUGAUGCAGGCCUGAAACUCGGCAUGCGGAUUGAGGUGGAAAAAUACUUGGACAAAAAUGAUGAAACACAAAGGAAGAUCUUGGCACGGUACAUCCCUUGCAAAAGUAUCAAAAAAUGCUUUAUGGAAGUCCCGGAAGGCAGAGCAGUAUGGAUCAACACAAUGUACGCAAAUUAUUUGAACACAAUGGAAAAUGUGACGGUAUCAAUGCUCGAGAAUAUUCGUCACCUAACAACUCAUGACACAUACAAAGUUGCGAUGAUUUAUGCAAAGGGUCACGCGGUCUCACCAAUCUUUGACAAAUACGUGCUGAUGUUAUUACAAGCUGGUUUUGCUGAACAUUUGGUCAGAGAAACGGAAUUCUUGCAGAAGAUCACUAAUGCACGCAAACGUAAUUUCGCGGACAAGAAACCAUUAUCAUUUGCAAAUGUCAGAGAAGGGUUUUAUCUGCUUGCCGUGGGUUUAACGGUGGCCGGAUUGUCAUUCUUCUACGAGACGUUCCAAUAUUUUUCAAAGAAAAUAAUUCCGAAUCAGAUUGGUAAAUAAACGAUAAGAAUCUCCUGAGAAUGACUUGGAAACUUUUUCUUCGAGGCAAACAAUGUGGCACUUUUCAAUUUCCCUUCAUUGCAUACUUCGUAGAUACCUUUGAAUUCGAAUAAUAAGACUAGAGUACUGUCAAUCAGAAUUCAAUCAGAACCCAAUUCUCCACAUUUUUUAAAAUUUAAGGCUGACUUUUUUAAUAUUGGUGAAUUUCUCUCUCUCUCUCUCUCUCUUUU